CUGCAUAGGCUAAGCCUUAGAAUAUAGAUAGAGGCUAAGCUGAUCUUCAUUAAUCUAUAUUCUAUGCUCGUCUCGUAUGAUCUAUGGUGACACUGCCAAGCACCAAGCCCCAAACCAAAUCCAGAAUUAAACAUUAAACUAUUAAACAUUUCCUUUGAUUUGGACAGUUUGUCUCUGAUUUGAGGUUCAUACUUACAUUACAAUUAUGCAUUGGGGACAUUGGGAGGAUUUGUUAAUACUUGUUACAGUGUUUGUGAUAUGGUAUCCCUUAAUACAAUUUCGUAAUAAUCAAUAAGACCAAGUCUUAAAACAAUGCCAUUCUCUGCUGAUGCUAUAGCAGCUCAGCAAGUGCAGGAACGCUUAAAAUCAAUACAUCAACUGGUACAUGAAAUUGAAAAGAAAAGACAUGCUAGCGAACAGGGUGUAAAUAAUAUACAAAAAUCUCAGGAAGGGCAAGAUGAUAAAAGUCCCCAUUCUCAAAUAAAGCUGAAAAAUCUUUAUAAAACAUCUAUAACACAAGCAGAACAAGAAGAAGAAAGUAUCAGGGCAGCACUACAAAAAAUUGCCGAAAUAAGAAAUAUUAGAAAUGAAAGACGUAUACAGGCUCGUAAUGCUGGGAACAAAGAAUCUAUAAGACAAGGAGCUUGGAUGAAGAUGCUUUCACACUCUGCACAAACUCUUCCAUUAUUUGUUGGAAAAAUUAAUGAAAAACCACCACCGCUGUGUGGAGCUAUUCCAGCACAUUCCUUUUAUGUAGCUAAGGUAGGUGAUAUGGUAGCUGCCCUUGUUAAAGUGACAGACGGAGAAGAAAACUGGAUAUUGGCAGAAGUAGUGAGCUAUAACCAGCAUACAAAUAAGUAUGAUGUUGACGAUAUAUUGGAGGAACAGAAUGAAAAAGGCAGACAUAGUCUAAGUAAGCGUAGGGUUGUACCCUUACCUCUAAUGAGGGCAAAUCCAGAAACAGAUCCUUCAGCGCUAUUUGCUCAAGGAACCAUUGUGAUGGCACUCUUUCCUCAAACAUCUUGUUUUUAUAAGGCGAUAGUCAAUAAACCACCUUCGACACAUAUGGAUGACUAUGAAAUUCUUUUUGAAGAUCAAACUUACCAAGAAGGAUACAGCCCACCUCUUCUUGUUGCACAAAGAUACGUUAUUUCUGUUAAGCAGAAACAGAAAAGUUGACAUUAAUCUGAACUCUUAUUACAUUUAUAAAUUCGAAAUUUGUUAAAACAAAAUUUUUGAUUUCUUUUCUCUCAAUUUCAUAUGCCUGAUUAAAAUAAUUAAAAACAGUUUAUUAUCAA
Harmonia axyridis is the source of this 1298-nucleotide messenger RNA. RefSeq names its product SAGA-associated factor 29 (gene Sgf29). Lineage: Eukaryota; Metazoa; Arthropoda; Insecta; Coleoptera; Coccinellidae. Gene Ontology annotation, cellular component: SAGA complex. The coding region runs from base 313 to 1179 and encodes 288 amino acids. The record is from RefSeq and is a predicted model, not a curated record. The transcript is spliced from 6 exons.